GUUUGGCACGCUCAUGCCUAGACUCACAAAGCAGCACCAGCAACCUGACUACCUAGCUGAGCUGGACGAGAUCGCAGAGCUUUCAGACAUGAAGGAUGAGAUACUGUCCCGUGUAUCAUCUGCCAUAACACAGAGUAUGGAGUUCUGCCAAUCCUAUGAGAACUAUGCCUACCUUUGGGUGGAUGAUCGCAAUGAAUUCCUACGACAGUUUCUAAUUUAUGGACACGUUCUCACACCGGAAGAGGUAGAGGAGGCUGGUGAUGUUGGUGUACCAGAGACUCCUCCCAGUCUGAACCAGUUCAACGAGCAGGUGGAUAGCUACGAGAAGAUCCACUCAGAGGUGGAACAGUUUCAGGGCACCACCGUGUUCAAUUUGUGGUUCAGAAUUGACUCGAGGCCAUUCAAGCAAGGUCUGCUCAACAUUGUCAAGAGAUGGUCGUACAUGUUCAAACAGCACCUCAUUGACCAUGUUACAUCAAGUUUGAAUGACCUUGAGUUAUUCAUUAAGACAACUGUGACUGGUCUGGGACUAGAGGUCGAGGAGGGGGACUAUGAUGGACUAGUUGAUAUGAUGAGUCACCUGAUGGCAGUGAAGGACAAGCAAACAAUUGCUGACAACAUGUUUGAACCUCUCAAAGCCACCAUCGAGCUGCUCAAGACGUACGAGCAGGAGCUGAGUGAUGAUGUCCAUCUUCAAGUACAGGAGCUUCCAGAGCAGUGGAACAAUGUGAAGAAGCAGGCUGUGUUAAUGAAGCAAGCAGUGGCUCCUCUACAGGCCACAGAGGUUGGCAUUAUUCGGAGGAAGCUCGCUUCCUUCGACGUGAAACAGCAUGAGUUCAGAGAGAAAUUCAGACAGACUUCUCCCUUUGAGUUUGAUGCUAAGCUGGAUAAUGUCUACAGCAGGAUUGAUAAAUCUAGUGGGGUUUAA
This is a messenger RNA of Halichondria panicea, 928 nucleotides long. RefSeq names its product dynein beta chain, ciliary-like. Gene Ontology annotation, biological process: microtubule-based movement. The record is from RefSeq and is a predicted model, not a curated record. Gene Ontology annotation, cellular component: dynein complex. Bases 14 to 928 code for a protein of 304 amino acids. The transcript is spliced from 8 exons. NCBI's taxonomy places the organism in Eukaryota, Metazoa, Porifera, Demospongiae, Suberitida, Halichondriidae. Gene Ontology annotation, molecular function: dynein intermediate chain binding; dynein light intermediate chain binding; minus-end-directed microtubule motor activity.